GCACGCUAGUCAUCUACCAGCAGUCUGUCUGUUGGACUCUUUAACACUUGUUCACUCUAACAAGGGGCUGUUUCUGAAUGAUCUAAUCAGUGAGUCUAAGUUUGAGAGAAAAUAAGUUGUAAAACGUUUCUGAACAAAUCCACAGACAGAUUGUGUUCUGUUUGUUGACAUUCAGAGGUCCAGAGAAGAAAGUUUCAGGUUGGCAUCAGCAGGAUGGAGCUUCAGGCGGUCCUGGCCUACAUCUGUCACAGUCCAAAUCAACAGAGAUGAUCGGAGUCAAUCCUAAUUGGCUGAGGCUGGAGGCCCCGCCCCUGUUUCUUCUCCAGAGUGGGAACAGGACAGAUAAGACCUCCGUCUCCUGAGAGCCUCACAAGUUGUGUUCCUGGACUCAGGUUUGGCUCCCUUUGUGGUUUUGUACACAUCUGGGACCAGGUUCAGGAUGGACCUGACGGACUUGAGUCUGACAGCUGGUUCUGACUUCAUCAGUCCUCACAGCCUCCUGGACGACUCCUCUUCUUCCUCCUCUCCUGCUGAUGAAGCUCAGUCUCCCACCUCCUUCUUCGACUCGUCUCCUCUCGACCUGCCAGCCUUCCUCCUGCCCAGCCCGGCCUCCUCCUCCUCCUCCUCCUCCUCCAGUGUGUUCUGUGGAGGUCUGACUCCUGGCUCUCCAGCAGGAGGAAGCAGCUUGGGGUCCGACAGCUCCAUGUUUUCUUUUUCAGCCACGGUCCUGAGGGGAGACUUCCUGACCCUGGUGGGGUCUGUGGGGACUAAAGGUCUGUGUCUGGUCUGUGGGGACUUGGCCUCGGGUUCUCAUUACGGCGUGGCGUCCUGCGAGGCCUGCAAAGCUUUCUUUAAGAGGACGGUUCAGGGGAACAUGGAGUACAGCUGCCCCCUGAACAACCAGUGUGAGGUCACCAAACGCCGGAGGAAAGCCUGCCAGGCCUGUCGCUUCCAAAAGUGUCUGCAGGCCGGGAUGCUGAGGGAGGGGGUGCGUUUGGACCGGGUCAGAGGGGGGCGUCAGAAGUACAAAAGACGGCUGGAGAUAGGUGGAACAACAUGUGUAAAGAACCCGUACGGUUCUCCUGGCAGAACGAGAAACAAAGUGAUCUCACAUCUCCUACUAACAGAACCGGGCCCGCAGGCCGCCUAUCAGGACCAGUCAACCAGCGACAGCAGCUUGCAGACCCUGCUGACCCUCUGUGACCUGCUGAACCGGGAGCUGCUGGUUCUGGUUGGCUGGGCCAAACAAAUCCCAGGUUUCUCUGAACUCUCAUUGGUUGAUCAGAUGUCCCUGCUGCAGAAUGGUUGGAUGGAAGCCUUGCUGGUGGGCGUGGCCUGGCGGUCACAGGGCUCAGUGGGGGAGGAGCUUAUAUUUGCUGACAACAUGUGUCUGGACGAGGCUCAGUGUCGAAGCGCAGGAUUGGGCGGCGUGUACGAGGCAGUGCGUCACCUGAGCCUCCGGUACCGGUCCAUGAAGCUGAGCCGGGAGGAGGCGGUGGCACUGAAGGCCAUGGCGCUUGCCAACUCUGACACACCUGCUGUUAGACAACUGCUGUUACACACCUGCUGUUACACACCUGCUGUUACACACCUGCUGUUACACACCUGCUGUUAGACAACUGCUGUUACACACCUGCUGUUAGACAACUGCUGUUACACACCUGCUGUUACACACCUGCUGUUACACACCUGC
Molecule: messenger RNA, 1693 nt
Organism: Austrofundulus limnaeus
Lineage: Eukaryota; Metazoa; Chordata; Actinopteri; Cyprinodontiformes; Rivulidae
Gene: esrrd
Product: estrogen-related receptor delta
Biological process (GO): regulation of DNA-templated transcription
Molecular function (GO): zinc ion binding; sequence-specific DNA binding; DNA-binding transcription factor activity
Source: RefSeq, a predicted model, not a curated record